CGUCCGGCGCCUCGGGCUGACCCGCGCGCCCUUCGGGGCAAGUUCACGUGACGGUGCGCUGAAGGUCACGUGAUGGGCGGGCGGGGCCGGAGAGAAGGAAGCGGCGGAGGAUGGCGGAGAAGUUCCAGCCCAGCGAGCACCAGCACCUGCGCUACAACCCCUUGCGUGAUGACUGGGUGCUGGUCUCAGCCCACCGCAUGCGGCGCCCGUGGCAGGGGCAGGUGGAGAAGCCACCCCAGGAGGACAUCCCGCGCUGUGAUCCGGGCAACCCUUUGUGCCCCGGAGCCAAGAGAGCCAAUGGCCAGGUGAAUCCCCACUACGAGGACACAUUUGUCUUUGACAACGACUUCCCUGCGCUGCAGCCAGAUGCCCCGGAGCCUGAUGCUGGCGACCACCCCUUGUUCCGUGCAGCGUCCGCUCGAGGCGUGUGCAAAGUGAUGUGCUUCCACCCCUGGUCUGACAUGACUCUGCCCCUCAUGUCACUUGCUGAGAUCCGCAGCGUGAUUGACAAGUGGUUGGAGAUAGCUGUGGAGCUGGGUGCCUCUUACUCCUGGGUGCAGAUCUUUGAGAACAAAGGAGCCAUGAUGGGCUGUUCCAACCCUCACCCUCACUGCCAGGUCUGGGCCAGCAAUUUCCUGCCCAAUGAAGCCUCCCUGGAGGACCGGACGCAGCAGAAGCACCUUUGCGAGCGUGGCAUCCCCAUGCUGCUUGAAUAUGCCCAGCUGGAAGCCCAGAGGAAGGAGCGGAUUGUGGUGGAGAACUCUGACUGGGUGGUGGUGGUGCCCUACUGGGCGGUGUGGCCUUUUCAGACUCUCCUGCUUCCUCGACGACGACACGUCCGUCGCCUUCAGGACCUCCAGGAUGGGGAAAGAGACAGCCUGGCUUCCAUCAUGAAGAGGCUUCUCACCAAGUAUGACAACCUCUUCCAGAUCUCCUUCCCUUACUCCAUGGGGUGGCAUGGAGCCCCAACAGGACCCUACCUUGACGCUGACUGCAGCCACUGGCAGCUUCAUGCCCAUUACUACCCACCUUUGCUGCGUUCGGCCACCGUCCGCAAGUUCAUGGUUGGCUACGAAAUGCUGGCUCAGGCUCAGAGGGAUUUGACGCCCGAGCAGGCUGCCGAGCGCUUGAGAAACCUGCCUGAAGAGCAUUAUCAGCUGAAACAAAGAGAAACUUGAUAACGCAAAAGCACAACAGGGACCUUUUGGGUUUGGGACACUUGGUUGAUCACUGUGAUUUUGGAUAAAGGGGAUCAGCGUGAAUCAUUUCUGUGGGGG
Podarcis raffonei (Aeolian wall lizard) is the source of this 1277-nucleotide messenger RNA. RefSeq names its product galactose-1-phosphate uridylyltransferase (gene GALT). The coding region runs from base 111 to 1178 and encodes 355 amino acids. The record is from RefSeq and is a predicted model, not a curated record. Gene Ontology annotation, biological process: beta-D-galactose catabolic process via UDP-galactose, Leloir pathway. Gene Ontology annotation, cellular component: cytoplasm. Gene Ontology annotation, molecular function: zinc ion binding; UDP-glucose:hexose-1-phosphate uridylyltransferase activity. Lineage: Eukaryota; Metazoa; Chordata; Lepidosauria; Squamata; Lacertidae. The transcript is spliced from 11 exons.